This is a messenger RNA of Cladocopium goreaui, 2888 nucleotides long. NCBI's taxonomy places the organism in Eukaryota, Dinophyceae, Suessiales, Symbiodiniaceae. The record is from the annotation of a GenBank genome assembly.
GUGAGCUGUGCAUCUCCAUCGCAUCUUGGUUCAAAGGCCUAACGCCAGUUGUGCUACGCAAUCAGCUCAUGGAAAAGGUUUUGGACCGGGACAGUGAGGGUGAGAUCUCUUGUUUCUACCUUUUUGUGUAUCACUUCGUCACUGCGAUGCCAGAGGACGACAAGGACCAGAAUGGUGGUGCUUGGAGCAGGGUACCCACUUGGGAUGGAAGUCCACAAACGUGGAGAACAUUCAAGCGGGAGAUGACGUGGUGGACUUCGGCUUUGGAUUUGCAGUCCACCUUGAAAUACAACUUGGCAGCAAGAUGGUUAUUGCGCCAAAGUGGAAUCGUCAGGCAGAGGGGUGAAGAGUUUCUACCCGAAGAACUGGAGGCCCAGCAAGAAGUAACAGGCACAGACCCGGAGACUCAGGAGAAGGUGGUAUUGACACCAGCCGACCCCUUGAAGGGGUUGAACAAGUUGAUAACAGCCUUAGAGGGCAUGAAUGGUCGCACCACCUUGGACAAGAAGGGCGAGCUACGCAAUAUGUUCUAUCAGGACCUGAAGAGAAAGCCUGGGGAACGCAUUGCAGAGUUUUGUUCACGUUUUCGAGUGUUGGUUGCAGACUUGAAGACUGAAGGAGUGUUGCUCCCGUCCUCGGAGGUGGGCUGGUUCUUCAGAACAAAGUUGGGGCUCGACCCGAUACGGGUCCAAUUGCUUGACACUGCACUUGGAGGGGCUGAGGAGUAUGAGACCAUAGAGCGUGAGGUCCUCAGGCUCUUCAAGGAGUUGCAUGUUCAGGAUCCGUUGAAUCGGACUCGAGAUGUAAAGGGCUCUCCAGUGCUUCAAAGGUUUCUGAAUCAGCCGCAGCAAUCCUCUUUUAGCAGACCUUCAUCCUAUGCUCCUUCCAUGGCGUCCUCUACCAGGACAUUUCGGUCGAGUUCCUCAGCACCCUCUGGAGCACCUUCUUCCAGGUUUAGUAACUUGCGCAAGCCAAAGCAGGUUAUGGUUUCUGAGACAGACCUCAAUGCAGAGGAACCUGAAGAGGAAGAGCUUGUUGAAGAUGGGGGAGAACCUCAAAGUUUGGAGGAAGUGUUGCAAACAGAAGUUGAAGCUCUAGCCACAGAGCUUGAGGAGGCUGCAGAGCUUGGCGUGGACGAAGAUGCGUUGAAGGAGGUCGAAGAGUCCGUCGAAGCAGCUGCAGAGGCUUUGAUGACAAUGAAGGAAUCGAGACAUCGACUCCAAGAAGUUCGCAAAGACCGAGGCUAUGGAAAAGCUUCGGGUGGUGCCGACAACAAGUCAAAGAUGAACCCAAGGAAGACAUCCAAGAACCCCUGCUUCGACUGCAAUCUUCCAGGCCACUGGGCCGGAGACCCGGAGUGCAAGAAGCCGGGACAGCAGUUAGGGCGCAAAAAGCCCAAGCAGGUGCAGUUGGCUGAAGUUCUGAACACAGAACACACCAUUGAGGAGAAGCUUGAGGAGCAUUCCAACGAAGUUUUAGCAGUUUCUAGCGUCGGCACGUUGACAAAAUCCUUUGCCGUGGCGUUGGAGGAGUCUCACAAGACGCCCAAAGAGGUUCAUGCGGCGUCGAGCAAAAUGUCGCUGGACAAGCGGUUGGUUGGAGCCCUUGACAGUGCUUGCAACCGAACGUGCACCGGCAGUGAAUGGUUGGCUGGGUUUUUGUCUGGCCUUCGUGAGGCGCCUGCAGAGAUCCGCACGUUGGUGCGGCAAGAAGAGGAGCAUGAGACUUUCAGGUUUGGCAAUGGGGGCACCCAGGUGUCAUUGAGGAGAUGGCGCCUACCAUUUGUGGUGGGAGAUGUUUUGAUGUGCGUUUGGGUGUCAGUAGUUCCAGUCAAUACUCUAGGUCUUCUCCUUGGACGUGAUUUUUUGGAAGCCAUUGGAGCAAACCUAGACUUUGCCCGCAGAACUUUGACAUGUGACUGGAUCGCUUCAAAGCCUAUGACCUUGAAGCAGCUCUCUGCAGGACAUUACCUCCUGCACCUUUUGCCUCGAAGCUGGCCCAGUUUGGAUGCUCAGAGGCCCUACUUGCGAUUUCUGCCUUUGCCUUACCCUUCUACUCCCAGCAUCGACAAGUGGAAGCACCAAGCCCGCGAGCAGGUGACGGCGGGAACUUUGCCUCGUCGCUACCUCGACUUCGCCAAUCGGAACGGGCGCUUCACGAUGCAGAACGUGGGAGAAUGCAUUCACCUUCGAAGCCGCCUUGGGCUGAUGACGGCAUUCUGCGAAGAUCCUCAUCUUCAAGGUAUGGUGGCAGCUCUCCCUGUCAAGGGGCUGGCAUCCAAGAUCCAAAAACAAGUCAAGGAGGAGGCCAUGGCGUCUGCCAGCAGAGCAGAAGCAGAGGGCAGCCGCGAAGCAGAAGCCAGAUCGAUGAUCGGUCCAAAAGGAGGACUUCCAUCUCUCCGUGGCGACUUGGUGCGUCUUGCAGCACUUCUACAUGUGCCAUUGGAGGACAAGGACACCAUUGCACAGAUCAAAGAAAAGGUCAAACCAAUGGUCGCAGUGCUGAAAGAAAAGCCAGUGGUGCCUGUCGCCAAGAGCAAGGUGAGGGGAGCACGUCCGAAGUCAAGCCCAAGCAAGGCCGCAUCGUCCAAUCCGCCUCUGACCAUGCAGAAUUUGGCCGACCAACAGUUGAGGAUGGGCACGGUUUUGGAAACCAUGUCCAAAGAGCUCACCACCCUGAGACAACAGACCGGCCGUCGAGCCGCUCUUCACGACCAACAGAUGGAGGUGGACGACAAGGCAUCAGAGGGGACGUACACCAGCGAGGAGCUGAGGGCGGCGGCAGAGAGCAUGGAGGACGUGUAUGCCGAGCAGUUAGCCGCAGUGUAUGGGGAGGAGGAAGUGGAGUUCCUGACAAACGAGCAGAUAGCGAUUGUUUUGGAUCCGUGA